This is a messenger RNA of Mercenaria mercenaria, 1028 nucleotides long. RefSeq names its product cytosolic phospholipase A2-like. The record is from RefSeq and is a predicted model, not a curated record. Gene Ontology annotation, biological process: glycerophospholipid catabolic process. The coding region runs from base 1 to 1008 and encodes 335 amino acids. The transcript has 8 exons. Gene Ontology annotation, molecular function: calcium-dependent phospholipid binding; calcium ion binding. NCBI's taxonomy places the organism in Eukaryota, Metazoa, Mollusca, Bivalvia, Venerida, Veneridae. Gene Ontology annotation, cellular component: cytosol.
AUGUUACGGCGGGAAGUUAACCCAACCAGUCUUCCUGAAUUCUGUACCAGUACAAAACCUGUUCACCGCCAAGUUGAACCAUCGUCAUGUUUGAUUUUCUCCGUCACAAUUGUGAAGGGUUACAACAUAACCAAAGGAUAUAAUCUGUGGCCCAGUCUCUUUCGUAAGUCGGAUCCUUCUAUAAAACUGACCAUCGGGAAGGCACUUAAUGGUACACAGCGAACCAAACAUUUUAACAUUGGCGCCAAUCCAGAAUGGAAUAAGACUUUCGAUUUCUUCCUCGACCCAUCUGCCGAUCACGAAUUGGAAAUAUCGUUAAGAGUUCCUAACUUCUUAUCAGGCGAAACUAUCUCAAAGAAGAAGAUAAAGAUAUCCAAGGAGUCUAAGGAAAGGUUUCAUGAAAAAAUACAGUUCAGUAAGGAGUCCGCAGUUGACAUAGAAAUGUCGUCAAAGCCUAGCAACAAUUUAAAGCAGAGAUACAGUGAUGCUCUUUGUGAUGAUGAAAAACGUUUUAUCGAAGAAAGACGAAAGUGUGUUUUUCAGGCCAUGCAGGAUAUUCUUGGAGAUGAGGCUCCUCGCACUAUCAAAGAGGUUCCGACAAUAGGGGUGCUAGGUUCUGGUGGUGGAUUCCGUGCUUUGACGGCUUCUAGUGGAGUGAUGGGUGCCCUUGUGGAGUCUAGGAUAUCAGACAUGGUCAUUUAUAACGCAGGACUUUCAGGCUCGGCUUGGUACUUGUCUACUUUGUACUCACACCCUGACUGGCCUCAGAAAUCUCCACGUGAACUUCGUAAUGAGUUACGGGACAGUAUCGGCUACAGUCUAUUCUGGAAGCUCAAUCCAUUUGGCUUAUGGCGGUACUGGAAAAGAGUAAAUGCAAAGCGUGAUCAGGGACAGCCAGUCAGUUUAACAGAUUACUACGGUCUUUUCAUCGGUGAAACUCUCCUACAAGGGGUAAUAUAUUCGUUAGUUUACAUAAAGUAUAUUUACAGAAUGGCUGAAGCUCUAUAAUGAUCACUUAGGCAAUAUUU